GAACUGUGCCUGGGCCACAAUGGCACUACGCAGCACUUCAUGCAAAGGAUGUACCUACAUUUGUUAGCAUUGACAAACAUCAAGUCUGAUUAUCUGAUCAAACCGCAGAAUUUUUUACUACUCUUUACUAAUUGCGAAAAAGGCCUUUCCCAACAACGCGCAAACUCAAACGUGUUGCCCCUCUCGGCUCCUAACCACAAAGACCGCCCGACAAAGCUGCAGCUACCAAGUCACCCGGGCCGACCUGUACUGUUUUCGGUUGCUGGCCCCGUCUUACCUACGCCUUCUCAGAAGGGUCCAGUUUGCAUAGCCCCUGAAUUCAAACAAGACUUUCAAGUCCCAUUCAACUACCUACCUACUUUCGCGUCAUCAACCACGCUCGCCAGUCGCUUCCGACGCGGAAGUCCGAAAACGACGCUGUACCAUACCGACCCCGAUAAACUUCUCUAGAAUAUUGCGACAAAAUGGCACAGUCAGGGACUGGGGCGUACAACAACCCCUUGAAGAAAUUCAAGUUGGUGUUUUUGGGCGAACAGAGCGUCGGCAAGACGUCCCUAAUCACUCGAUUCAUGUACGAUUCUUUCGACGGCAUGUACCAAGCUACUAUCGGAAUCGACUUUCUCUCCAAGACCAUGUACUUGGAAGACAGGACGGUGCGGCUACAGCUAUGGGAUACGGCAGGCCAAGAGAGGUUCAGGAGUUUGAUUCCAUCCUACAUUCGCGACUCGAGUGUGGCCGUGGUGGUCUAUGAUAUAUCAAAUGCGAAAUCUUUCCAGAACACACGAAAAUGGAUAGAUGACGUGCGGGCGGAAAGAGGUAACGAUGUUAUCAUUGUCCUGGUGGGUAACAAGACGGACUUGAACGACAAGCGCGAGGUGACGACGCAGCAGGGCGAGGAGGAGGCCAAGAAGAACAACCUGAUGUUUAUCGAGACCAGCGCCAAGGUCGGCCAUAACGUCCAGCCGCUAUUUAAAAGGAUAGCGCGCUCCCUGCCAGGCAUGGAGGGUACCGAGGCCGCGCAACAGGCAGCCAGUCAAAUGAUCGACGUCAAGACAAACAACACCCAGGCUCAACAGGAAGGCUGUGCCUGUUAAGAUGGACUGACAUCGUAUCGUCAGAUUCUGUUGUUCCUUUUUCUUCUCAAAUACAUGAGGGUGACAUGCUUGUGGGCAGGUAAUUUUUGCUGGCUAUUGUUAAGACUACGUAUCUGCCAGAAGUAAGUAGUGUUGUAUAAUAACAAAGAAUGAUACUAUGGGGCCAUGAAUGAUGAGAAUGGGCUCUCAGGUGGUUUUUACUCUGCCCUCGUCCUUGAAGCGUUAGCUACCAUAUAGGUAUGCAUUUAAUACAUUAUUUCCCUUGACA
Messenger RNA from Pyricularia oryzae 70-15, 1362 nucleotides. Its product is annotated as Ras-like protein Rab-6A. The record is from RefSeq and is a predicted model, not a curated record. The transcript has 6 exons. The coding region runs from base 465 to 1094 and encodes 209 amino acids. Lineage: Eukaryota; Fungi; Ascomycota; Sordariomycetes; Magnaporthales; Pyriculariaceae. Gene Ontology annotation, molecular function: GTPase activity; GTP binding.